ACAACUCGACUCGGUUAAUCACACUUUCCAAUUCCAAGUAUAUCUAGGAGUCACAAAUUCAAUAGGAUACCAAAUAUAUCCCCCCACUUUUUCCAUAAAAUUGUUUACUCUUUCUCUUCAUCGUUAUCAUAAUACCGUAGUAGUAGGAGAAGCACAAGGAAGAAGGAAAACAAUAAGUUCGUCCAGUAGACAUCACCAAUCAGAGGUUCUGAUUGAUUCCAUUAUAUAUAACUUCCAGUAGAGAGGAGUUGUUGGGGUGUAUAUAUCUUCACACUUUACAUACAAUACAAUGGAGGGUGGCAUUCACAAAGCCAACAAAGCAGAAUUCAUAGAAUGCUGGAAUACUUCCUGGAAACGGCCUUACAUCUUGCGUCUUGCCCUCUCAGCUGGGAUCGGAGGACUCCUUUUUGGUUACGACACAGGAGUUAUCUCUGGUGCUCUUCUUUACAUACGAGAUAACUUUGAGUCUGUUGAUGGGAGCACAGUGUUACAGGAGACCAUUGUCAGCAUGGCUGUAGCAGGAGCUAUAGUUGGUGCUGCAUUUGGUGGAUGGAUCAACGAUAGAUAUGGACGAAAGAAAUCCAUUUUGUUGGCUGAUGUCCUGUUCUUUUUCGGUGCAGUAAUCAUGGCUGCCUCAUUUUGGCCAUGGAUGAUAAUUAUUGGAAGAAUUUUAGUGGGUUUAGGAGUUGGAAUGGCUUCUAUGACUGCACCUCUUUAUAUUUCAGAAGCUUCUCCAGCUAGAAUUAGAGGAGCCCUUGUUAGUAUUAAUGGUUUGCUAAUUACAGGAGGGCAGUUAGUGUCAUACUUGAUCAAUCUUGCAUUCACCAAGGUACCUGGAACUUGGCGUUGGAUGUUAGGAGUGGCUGGAAUUCCAGCAAUCAUUCAGGGUCUACUGAUGCUGUCACUUCCUGAAUCCCCUAGAUGGCUCUACAGAGAGAACAAGAGAAAGGAAGCUGUGAACAUUUUGAAUAAAAUAUAUGAACCUCAUGAGGUUGAGCAAGAGGAAGAGGCCCUACGAUUGUCUGUUGAAGCUGAAAUAGCGGAAGGUUGUAUUGGUGGAGAUAACAUCCUCACCAAAGUAAGGAAAGCAUGGAGUAACAAGAUUGUACGCAGAGGGCUAGCUGCUGGUAUUCUGUGUCAAGUGGCUCAGCAGUUUGUGGGUAUCAAUACAGUUAUGUAUUACAGUCCAACCAUUGUUCAGUUGGCUGGUUUCGCUUCCAACUCUUUGGCCUUGGCGCUCUCUCUCUUUACAUCUGGUCUCAAUUUUAUUGGAACCAUCAUUAGCAUGUUAUGCCUUGAUAGGUUUGGGAGGAGGAGGCUUCUUCUUGUUAGUAUGGUUGGCAUCAUAUGUUGUCUUCUACUGUUGUUUGUGGUGUUCAAUGAAGCUUCUGUUCAUUCACCCACCAUAAGUAGAUCAGACUCAAUGCACUUUGGUGGGAACAUGACUUGUCCCAGUUACAUGACAGCCCCAGAUUCUUCAUCUUGGACUUGUAUGACAUGCUUGAAAGCAUCUCCUCAGUGUGGGUUUUGUGCGAACAAGAAUCAUCCUGGUGCAUGUUUGGUCUCCAUCCCCAGUUCAAGAAGUGGAUGCCAAGGAGAACAUCGGCAAUGGUUCACUAGAGGAUGUCCAUCUGGAUUUGGGGUUUUGGCAUUGCUGGGCUUAGGGUUAUACAUUAUCUCUUAUGCGCCAGGAAUGGGAACAGCCCCUUGGAUUGUGAACUCGGAGAUAUACCCUUUGAAAUACAGAGGACUUUGUGGAGGGAUGGCUGCAGUGGCUAACUGGGUUUCAAAUCUCAUCGUGAGCAUGUCUUUCUUAUCUUUAACACAGAAGCUAGGCUCAGCCUAUACAUUUUUACUGUUUGCUGGAGUCUCCGGUGCUGCCUUGGUUCUUAUCUACUUGUUAGUACCUGAAACCAAAGGAUUGCCAUUUGAGGAGGUGGAGAAGAUGCUCCAGAGAGGAUUCAAACCUUGGCCCUUCAAGAAAAGUUCAGUUGAGGCUCAAGACAAUAAAUGAUAAUUCAUAUUUCAUAGUAUGCUGUUUAUUAAUGUAUUUAUAAUCUUUAUUUUGGGAGCUUAUUUUGGUUUUGGGAUUUUUCCCUUUUCCUUACUAGUAGUUAGUGUGGAGUCAAUUUUAUGAUUGUUUUUCCAAAUAACGGUUAAGUUUGACUUUUGUUUCUUUCGAAAAGAAGGAAAAAAAUUCC
Nelumbo nucifera (sacred lotus) is the source of this 2201-nucleotide messenger RNA. RefSeq names its product inositol transporter 4-like. Gene Ontology annotation, molecular function: myo-inositol:proton symporter activity. Gene Ontology annotation, biological process: myo-inositol transport; transmembrane transport. The record is from RefSeq and is a predicted model, not a curated record. Gene Ontology annotation, cellular component: membrane. NCBI's taxonomy places the organism in Eukaryota, Viridiplantae, Streptophyta, Magnoliopsida, Proteales, Nelumbonaceae.